UCUUGGCAACUCACACACACACACAAACAUGUACGACACACAAGCAGAGGGAGACAUACACACACACACACACAGAGAGAGAGAGUUUACUCGGUCGCUGCAGUCACGCUCAUUUCUCCGGAGCUCUGGCUGCGGAUGCUGCCGUCUCUCCUCCUCCAUCUCCACGAGGAUGCUGGAGCGCACAGAGGCGGACGGAGGCGAGCGCAUCGGGCCGCCUGAAAUCACCCAUAUCUCGUCGGCUAUCCUGUACCGUCACUUUCCCAAACUUACAAGAACUAUGAAUGGGGGUCGAUGCUGAAUAAUCUGGGCGGACGUGUUCUGUAUGCCGCCCCUUCUUUCUAAUCGUCAGCUGCAUCAGCUGUUGCUCUGGGAAAACUCGAGGCGACUCCCACUCUGAGGGCAUCGGAUACGGGCAUCACUCCACGAUGCAUCCUCUGUCUUCCUGACUCCUCCUAACACAGCGGAUGCUGCCUGCAUCAUUAAUAUUUGAUCAGCACCUGGUAUCACAGCAGCAGCUCGCCACUCCUGAUGGAGAAAGCACAAUCUGUACAAGCACAGCCUGGAUCCAAGGCGCAUGAAAGUCCAGCAGAAGACAUCUCCAACCUCACGGAUGAAGAGCUCCUCCAAUGGAGCAAAGAGGAGCUGGUGCAGCGACUCCGAAGGUCCGAAGCCGAUAAAAUGACCGUCAUUCUGGAUCACAGUAAUCUGAUUCGGGAGGUGAACCGCAGCCUCCAGCUGCAUCUGAACGAGAUCCGGGGGCUGAAGGAGGUAAACCAGAAGCUGCAGGAUGACAAUCGGGAACUGCGAGACCUGUGCUGUUUUCUGGACGAUGACCGGCAAAAGGGCAAGCGGGUGUCGCGUGAGUGGCAGCGUCUGGGUCGCUUCAGUGCCAGCGUUAUGCGUAAGGAGGUGGCACUUUAUCUUCAGAAACUGACAGAACUGGAGCGCAAGCAGGAUGAGGUCAUUCGGGAGAACCUGGAGCUUAGGGAACUUUGUCUGCUGAUAGACGAGGAGAAAGGAGGCAGUGGAAGGGAAGGAGGCCAAAGUGGGACGGGGUCCAUUGGGUGUCGUAACUCCAUUGAUAGCCAGAGUGGGCUUUUGGUACCCAGCUUGAUGCGGGACGUGGGGGACGGAAGCAGUACUUCUAGUGCUGGAAGCGCUGACAGCUCUGAGCAUCCACACCAUAAGCAGCCACAGCCGCCGUCUAGUGGUGGAAUUGGGAAUAAAAGCCCAGAGAUCCAGAAGGCUCGUCCUGGGAAAAGAGGGGAAGGAGAACGGGUGGAGAUCUCCAGUCCUGACCCUCCCGUCCGACACAGAAGCACCAGCCUGGAGUAUCCCUUCAUACUGCCCCAGCCCUGCCGACCACGCUGUGGCUCCAUAUCUGUCCCUGACCAUCGGCUGAUUAGAGGGCUUAGUCCAGAAAAGUACAGUCGAUCCCUGGGCCACCGGAGUCCGGAGACUCAUCCGAAGCACCAUCUGGCUACAGGACAACCCAUGAAUCCUGAGCUCUACAUCCAGAGGCACAGGGGCAGCUUAGGAAGUGGGCCUGGGAGUCCAGAAGCUAGACACCUGCUGCUAGGAACAUCAGAGCUCCACCAUGACAAAAGCAAGCUGGGAGGAAGUAGUCCUGAGAUGCUGAGGCACCAGUACAGCAUGAGCCCUGAACAUGGGAAGUUUGGCAGCCCUGGUAGAGAGAUGUCACCUCGGAGAUUGGCAGGAGAAGAGCUGUCGCCACACCAUCGGAGCCUUUACAAUGGCGUGAAUGCUUUGAUAUCAGCAGGAUGUUGCAGCAACAACUGCAGGAACGUGAAGCUCUGGGACAGAAAAACGAAACUUAUACAGGGUGAGAACAAAACAGAGUUUUGAUGGCUCCUCUUGACCACGCUGUUGCUUGGAGGUUCGGAUUGAUGCAGGGGCCCCUGGAGCCCAGCUCUCACCAGGCAUUCCAUCCCUGCGCAGGCAGACCCCCUUUGAGUUUUCAUAACAUAAGUCGCUUUGUGGACCCUCUGGUGCGAUCAUUUCAGUGGGGACUGGAGCGAGACGCAGGAUGUUUUUGGGGUGAAAGACGACGCUGGCACAAACCACAGAAACAGACACACCCACACACGACUAUGAGAAUCUAAAUAUCUCCUGUGGUUUACAGAUGUUUAACAGUACUUCAUUUGGGUAAUCAAACACUCGAGCCGUCCCUCUCUCUAUAUCGUGUCUCUCUGUAUCAUUCUGAGUAGCAAUAGGACACAUGAAACACAACGCUGUGGCUUCUCUGAAGGUGCUUCCCUGUCCUUGAUGUUUAUUUAUGCAGUUUCUUUUCAACCAAAGCUAUUUGAAAUAUCUCUAUUGCUCAUUUUUCAUCCAGGCAUCUAUCAAGGAGUAUCAGUAUAAUGUUUGCUAGUUUUCCAUCUCUUGGAUCGUUUUUUACAUGACUGACACCAGUGCAAGAUGUUUGUGUUACGAAAGCAGAAUGGACUCUGUACAUGUUGUCAGUGACUGAAUAACCUCAUCAGUGUUUUCACUGAUUCUGUGUGUGUAUGUGUGUGUGUUUAUUGGAUUUAUUAUUCCUUCCCUCCAAGCUCCUGUAUAUAAGCUAAUGAGGUGUUUCUUCACGUUGUUUUAUAUGCAAAAAAUACAGCAUAGUACAUAUAGUAAAUUAAUGGAUUAGUUUUAUAUGCAUAUAAUGACUAUUAUUUUUGACUUACAGUCAUUAUUAUAACAAUAAUAAUAUGAAUAUAUCUAUGUGCAAAAUAUUAAAGGAUUUUCAUUAUGUA
Messenger RNA from Carassius gibelio (silver crucian carp), 2765 nucleotides. RefSeq names its product coiled-coil domain containing 85A, like (gene ccdc85al). The record is from RefSeq and is a predicted model, not a curated record. Bases 529 to 1866 code for a protein of 445 amino acids. The transcript is spliced from 5 exons. Lineage: Eukaryota; Metazoa; Chordata; Actinopteri; Cypriniformes; Cyprinidae.